UCCUCAGGAGCGCCGUGCUUGUGUGUGUAGCCUGCUGGGACCCGGGAUCCCCCAGGAGACCAUGAUGCUGGGCACGGAAGGCGGAGAGGGGUUCGUGGUGAAGGUGCGGGGCUUGCCCUGGUCCUGCUCGGCCGACGAGGUGCAGCGGUUCUUCUCCGACUGCAAAAUUCAAAAUGGGGCUCAAGGUAUUCGUUUCAUCUACACCAGAGAAGGCAGACAGAGUGGCGAGGCUUUUGUUGAACUUGAAUCAGAAGAUGAAGUCAAAUUGGCCCUGAAAAAAGACAGAGAAACUAUGGGACACAGAUACGUUGAAGUAUUCAAGUCAAACAACGUUGAAAUGGAUUGGGUGUUGAAGCAUACUGGUCCAAAUAGUCCUGACACGGCCAAUGAUGGCUUUGUACGGCUUAGAGGACUCCCCUUUGGAUGUAGCAAGGAAGAAAUUGUUCAGUUUUUCUCAGGGUUGGAAAUCGUGCCAAAUGGGAUAACAUUGCCGGUGGACUUCCAGGGGAGGAGUACAGGGGAGGCCUUCGUGCAGUUUGCUUCACAGGAAAUAGCUGAAAAGGCUCUAAAGAAACACAAGGAAAGAAUAGGGCACAGGUAUAUUGAGAUCUUUAAGAGCAGUCGGGCUGAAGUUAGAACUCACUAUGAUCCACCACGAAAGCUUAUGGCCAUGCAGCGGCCAGGUCCCUAUGACAGACCUGGGGCUGGCAGAGGGUAUAACAGCAUUGGCAGAGGCGCUGGCUUUGAGAGGAUGAGGCGUGGUGCUUACGGCGGAGGCUAUGGAGGCUAUGAUGAUUAUAACGGCUAUAAUGAUGGCUAUGGAUUUGGGUCAGAUAGAUUUGGAAGAGACCUCAAUUACUGUUUUUCAGGAAUGUCUGAUCACAGACAUGGGGAUGGUGGAUCUACUUUCCAGAGCACAACCGGACAUUGUGUACACAUGAGAGGAUUACCUUACCGAGCUACUGAGAAUGAUAUUUAUAAUUUUUUUUCGCCACUCAACCCUGUGAGAGUACACAUUGAGAUUGGUCCUGAUGGGAGAGUAACUGGUGAAGCAGAUGUUGAAUUUGCAACUCAUGAAGAUGCUGUUGCAGCUAUGUCAAAAGACAAAGCAAAUAUGCAACACAGAUAUGUAGAACUCUUCUUGAAUUCUACAGCAGGAGCAAGCGGUGGUGCUUACGAACACAGAUAUGUAGAACUCUUCUUGAAUUCUACAGCAGGAGCAAGCAGUGGUGCUUACGAACACAGAUAUGUAGAACUCUUCUUGAAUUCUACAGCAGGAGCAAGCGGUGGUGCUUAUGGUAGCCAAAUGAUGGGAGGCAUGGGCUUGUCAAACCAGUCCAGUUACGGUGGCCCAGCCAGCCAGCAGCUGAGUGGUGGCUACGGAGGUGGCUAUGGUGGCCAGAGCAGCAUGAGUGGAUACGGUAGCCAAGGAGCAGUGAACAGCAGCUACUACAGUAGUGGAAGCCGUGCAUCUGUGGGUGUGAAUGGCAUGGGAGGGGUGUCGGGCAUGUCCACUGUGAGUGGUGGCUGGGCACUGUAACUGGCCCUGGUCACUGACUCUUGGCCAACUUUUUUAAAAGAAAAAAAAAAAAACCUUCAUUUGGUUUAACAGUUUUCGCAAACCAGCCUUGUGAUUUGUGCUUACUCCUACCAUUGGAAAUUAGGAUUGUUUUAAAGACUCAAGGUUCAAUAUUUUUUGAACACAAGUUAUCCAGGAUAUAACAUUGAAGAUGAGUAGGCUGUGUAACUGUUAAACAAUUUUCAGCUUUUCUCAAGGUAGUUAUAUAUUGUAGGAUGUACUUAAGCAGUGUUAUUUAGGUUAAAGCAGUUGAAUUAUGUUAAAUGUUGCUCUUCUACAUUACAUGGAACACUGUUUGGAUGCAUGUUGAAAGACAUGCUGUUUUGUACAAUUUAGGAGCUGUGUCUACAAUUCAAAGAAAUAUUUGGCAUGUUAAUUCUAGUUUCAUUUAAUAACCUGUAAGGCACGUAAGUUUUUUUCUUAAGUUAAUGGGGAAUUUUUGAGACGCAAUACCAAUACCUUAGAAUUUGGUCUUGACGUUUGUAUGAAAUUCUGAGGCCUUGAUAUAAAACUCA
Molecule: messenger RNA, 2094 nt
Organism: Octodon degus (degu)
Lineage: Eukaryota; Metazoa; Chordata; Mammalia; Rodentia; Octodontidae
Product: heterogeneous nuclear ribonucleoprotein H
Exons: 2
Coding region: 62-1540 (492 amino acids)
Biological process (GO): regulation of RNA splicing
Cellular component (GO): ribonucleoprotein complex; nucleoplasm
Molecular function (GO): RNA binding
Source: RefSeq, a predicted model, not a curated record